CCCACCACCCACACGAGCAGUUUUCAGAUGCAUGCACGAACUCUAGAUAGGAGAGAAAACAAAGCUGGAGAGAGAGGGAGAGAGAGACGUGAGAGCCCUCUUCUUUUUGUUUGGAUUUCUCUUUCAGCAGAAAAAUCCAUUCUUUUCUGUGUCUAUGAAGCGUUAUUGUUUCCUGUGAUAACCUUCCAGGCUAUGUAGCGUAGUCUCAUAUUAAAGCUGGCCACGAACCUCGCUGUUUUCACCUCUUCUUCUUUCUUCCUGCUGUGGAACCGAACCUUAUGAUUUCUGAACGCUACGAGAGAGAAAUCAAGAAAUGGGGUCUGUUAAAUAGCAGGAAGAGAUAUGUGUUUAAUCUCAACAGGGUCUCAGUACACUCUGUUUUCCGAUCCUCUAAUCAACUGUUUUUUUUUUCCUUACAGGUCUUUGAUCCUUCAAUCAUUUUGCAGUUAUUUUCUUGCCAUAAAGGGAUUUUGAGAGGAAGAACACGUCUUCUUUUUUUCUUCUCCCUCUUCUUAUUCUUCCAGUGGAAAUGUUGUGUUACUGAUUCAGGUCAAUGCCCUUCAGUCCAUCUCAUUUUCUUUGUAUGAAUUUGUUUUAUAGUGGUUUGCACUGACAAUGAGUCGUCUGCAACAUUUCAAGAGUGAUUGUGAUAGUUUCAAUGGGUUUCCGGAUAUGAACUUUCUAGUGCCCCCUCCUCUUCCUCCUCCUCCUGGCACUCAACGUUCUUUUUCGCACGUAUCCACUUUUGGAUCCAUAACUCGCCCGAGAGAGAGCGAGCAAGAUCAUUCUAAUGUGGGGUUCCCAAUUCUGAGCACUCCAUUGGAGAAGCAGAAUCAUGUUUGGGAGUUUCAGGGCGGGGAAAACUUUGAGUCAAAAAGAUUGAGUGAUGGGAGUAUUAAUGGGUAUUUUCUGGUUGAGAAGAAAGAUUGUGCUUCUAACAUGCGUGAGUUAGGAGAAAACUGUGGUGGAAGCACUGGGCAUACUAAACUUUGUGCCAGAGGUCAUUGGAGGCCAGCUGAAGAUGCCCGGCUUAAAGAGCUAGUUGCCCUAUAUGGUCCUCAAAAUUGGAACUUGAUUGCUGAAAAGCUUGAAGGCAGAUCAGGUAAAAGUUGCAGAUUGAGAUGGUUUAACCAGCUAGAUCCAAAAAUUAACAAGACGGCUUUCACCGAGGAAGAAGAGGAAAGGCUUUUAGCUGCCCACAGAAUGUAUGGAAACAAAUGGGCUAUGAUAGCCAGGCUGUUCCCUGGGAGGACUGAUAAUGCAGUUAAGAACCAUUGGCAUGUAAUCAUGGCCAGAAAACACAGAGAGCAGUCCAGUUUUUACAGGAGAAGAAAGCCCACUUCCUCCCAUCAUGAGCCUCUCCAUACGGAUUUUGCUAUGACUAAUCUCAACAAUGCACCAAGUGAAUCAGUGAUAGCAAGCGCCGCUGACGAUCCCAGUUCGACGUGCACAGAUCUAUCCCUCUCUACCUCUUCCCCCAGGGUACCUCCUUCUGUUUCCGCUGAUUUCAGUGCAUUUCAUGGCCAUCUGCACCAACCUGCAGCUUACGGUUUACAUUUGGCUGAGGGUCUCAACAAAUUAAAUGGCAGUGGCAACUACGGGUGUCAUCUGAGGCUGAAGGGAAUGCUUGCGGGAGUUGAUCAAUGCGGUCAUUCGGAUUCAAGCGUAGAAGUUUCUGCAACCGAGGAGCCAAACACCAGCACCCACCACCAUUUUAUGCUUAGAGAAAAUGAAAGCCGGAAUGAGAAAAUGGACACUUCCUCCUUCAUUGAUUUCCUCGGAGUGGGUGCCACUUAGUUAAAAUAGUGAGUUUUGGGUUUUGGGCUAAGACUCUUGAGAGGAGCGAAACCAAGUACAAGAAUAAAGCAUAUAUUGAGGAUAGAUAACAUUGUCUCGUUCUCUAGCCUUUCAUGUACAGUGAGCUCCAGAGGGGAGAGAGAGAGAGAGAGAGAAGUGGCUUCUUAUGGUCAAAACUUUCUUGUAGCUAAGGAGGAAUAAAUCUGUUGCCAAUAAUUUUGAUCA
Molecule: messenger RNA, 2022 nt
Organism: Malania oleifera
Lineage: Eukaryota; Viridiplantae; Streptophyta; Magnoliopsida; Santalales; Ximeniaceae
Product: transcription factor CSA-like
Exons: 3
Coding region: 616-1797 (393 amino acids)
Biological process (GO): regulation of DNA-templated transcription
Cellular component (GO): nucleus
Molecular function (GO): RNA polymerase II cis-regulatory region sequence-specific DNA binding; DNA-binding transcription factor activity, RNA polymerase II-specific
Source: RefSeq, a predicted model, not a curated record